CGCUGACGUCAUUACCGGGCGCCGGGCCUGUCGGCCGGCGGGAGGAGGCGCCAUGCUGAGCCGGCUCCAGGAGCUGCGCAAGGAGGAGGAGACGCUGCUCCGGUUGAAGGCGGCCCUGCACGACCAGCUGAACCGGCUCAAGGUUGAAGAACUAGCCCUCCAAUCAAUGAUUAGUUCUAGAAGAGGGGAUGAAGUGCUCCCUUCUCAGCCUGCAUCUGAACAGCCACAUGAUCAGAUGUUGGUACACGUAGACAAUGAAGCAUCAAUCAACCAAACUGCACUGGAGUUGAGCACAAGGAGCCAUGUGCCAGAGGAGGAGGAGGAGGAGGAGGAGGAGGAAUCAGAUUCUUGAAGGCGGGAAAGAGCCAAGCAGCAAAGCAUGCUUCACAUGCAGUGCCUGUGAAGGAUCUUACAAGGCUCCUACCCCAACAGAAGGAAGGUGCGCCCGGCAAGAAUGCAGUACCACCAAGUGUCAAAAGAAUCCCAAAACUACAGGCAGCUAGCCAGUCACGGUGGGGGAAGAGCAGUGCAAUUUUCAGUAAGAAUGACUACCCACAGUCACCAAGGUUUCACUGUAACUGAACGCUGCGCAUGUUUGGAUCAACAUACACAAAAAUAGCCCCAAGCACAAAGCCAAUCCACUUAGGGAAAUAACAGAAUAAAUGACAGUAAUAUUAAAAAAGACACAAAUAGAA
Messenger RNA from Panthera uncia (snow leopard), 695 nucleotides. RefSeq names its product small nuclear RNA activating complex polypeptide 5 (gene SNAPC5). Gene Ontology annotation, biological process: transcription by RNA polymerase II; transcription initiation at RNA polymerase III promoter. Lineage: Eukaryota; Metazoa; Chordata; Mammalia; Carnivora; Felidae. Gene Ontology annotation, cellular component: nucleus. The transcript has 4 exons. The record is from RefSeq and is a predicted model, not a curated record. Bases 53 to 352 code for a protein of 99 amino acids.